AUGGACCGACGAGACUCUUUCCAAUCUGUCAGCAGCAAUGGCUCCACAUCCUCUCGCGUAUCCUUCUGUAAUGACGUUUCCAUCAAAAGUAUCGAACCAGCACUUGAAAAGGACUUAGCGUGGUAUUCCAGCAAUGAGCUGACCGAUAUUCGACGAGAUGCCAGCAUUGUUGUCUCUGCUAUGCGAUCCAAAGCAAUCCUAAGAGACACUGAGACGACAUGUACCCACGGUCUAAAUUCCCAAGUGAACAAGAGAAGAACCAAGGCUCGCAAAGAAGAUGCUCUCUUUGCCGUUCUGGAAGAACAGCACUAUCAACUCCAAGAAUCUCGCAAUGUUGUCGACCAAGAACUCAUUGCUGAGGUUUACUUCCACGUGACCAAGGGUAACCAAUUGUCCGCACUACGACGGGGACACAAGCAUGCCAAAGAUGUCCAAGACAUGUGGACGUGCUAA
Molecule: messenger RNA, 453 nt
Organism: Cylindrotheca closterium
Lineage: Eukaryota; Bacillariophyta; Bacillariophyceae; Bacillariales; Bacillariaceae
Source: the annotation of a GenBank genome assembly